Gorilla gorilla gorilla (western lowland gorilla) is the source of this 12424-nucleotide messenger RNA. Its product is annotated as E3 ubiquitin-protein ligase TTC3-like. The transcript has a single exon. Gene Ontology annotation, biological process: ubiquitin-dependent protein catabolic process. The coding region runs from base 95 to 6196 and encodes 2033 amino acids. The record is from RefSeq and is a predicted model, not a curated record. Gene Ontology annotation, molecular function: protein binding; ubiquitin-protein transferase activity. Lineage: Eukaryota; Metazoa; Chordata; Mammalia; Primates; Hominidae.
GGCGGCGGCGGCGGAUGCGGCGGAUGCCUGCGUCCCAGGCUCGCGGGCGGCAGGCCCGGGUGAGUGCACACCCGGCGCGCGGCCGGGCUCCCGGAUGUGUUACCUUGUCCCGCUGCAGCCGAGAUGCCAGGGGAGCAGGGCCUUCCACACCCCUCCGUGUGUGCGUGACUUGUGCAUCACGGACAAUUUUGCUGAGGGAGAUUUCACUAUGGCGGAUUAUGCCUUGUUAGAAGAUUGCCCUUACGUGGACGAUUGUGUCUUUGCUGCUGAAUUUAUGACCCAUGAUUAUGUUCGUGUGACUCAGCUUUACUAUGAUGGGGUGGGUAAGCAAUAUAAAGAUUAUGUCCAAAGUGAGAGGAAUUUAGAAUUUGACAUCUGCAGUAUAUGGUGUAGUAAACCAAUUUCUGUCCUGCAAGAUUAUUGUGAUGCCAUUAAAAUAAACAUCUUCUGGCCACUUCUGUUUCAACAUCAAAACAGUUCUGUAAUAUCACGAUUGCAUCCCUGUGUGGACGCCAACAAUUCACGUGCUUCCGAGAUAAAUUUGAAGAGAUUACAACAUCUUGAGUUGAUGGAAGAUAUUGUGGAUUUGGCAAAGAAAGUUGCUAAUGAUUCACUCCUUAUUGGAGGCUUAUUGAGAAUUGGUUAUAAAAUAGAAAAUAAAAUCUUGGCAAUGGAAGAAGCUCUGAAUUGGAUAAAAUAUGCAGGCGAUGUAACAAUUCUAACUAAAUUAGGAUCAAUUGACAAUUGUUGGCCUAUGUUAAGUAUUUUCUUUACUGAAUACAAGUACCACAUAACUAAAAUUGUAAUGGAAGACUGCAAUUUGCUUGAAGAACUUAAAACCCAAAGUUGUAUGGAUUGUAUAGAACAAGGAGAACUAAUGAAAAUGAAAGGAAAUGAAGAGUUUUCCAAAGAAAGAUUUGAUAUAGCUAUUAUCUAUUACACCAGAGCCAUUGAAUAUAGACCUGAAAACCACCUUCUUUAUGGUAACCGAGCUCUCUGUUUUCUUCGUACUGGACAGUUUAGAAAUGCACUCGGUGAUGGAAAGAGAGCCACUAUUCUGAAGAACACUUGGCCAAAGGGUCAUUAUCGUUAUUGUGAUGCUCUUUCUAUGCUGGGGGAAUAUAACUGGGCCCUGCAAGCAAACAUAACAGCUCAAAAACUCUGUAAAAAUGACCCUGAGGGAAUCAAGGAUCUAAUUCAGCAGCAUGUAAAGUUACAAAAACAAAUAGAAGACCUACAAGGUCGAACAGCAAAUAAGAAUCCAAUUAAAGCCUUUUAUGAAAACAGGGCCUACACACCUAGGAGUUUAUCAUCACCUGUAUUUAGUACUUCACUUAACUUUGUGGAGAAGGAAAGAGAUUUCAGAAAAAUUAAUCACGAAAUGGCUAACGGUGGUAAUCAGAAUCUAAAGGUGAUGGAUGAGGCAUUGAUGGUAGAUGAUUGUGACUGUCAUCCUGAAUUUUCACCACCAUCAAGUCAGCCUCCGAAACAUAAAGGAAAACAAAAAUCUCGAAACAAUGAAUCAGAAAAGUUCAGUUCUAGUUCACAAUUGACUUUACCAGCAGAUUUGAAGAACAUCUUGGAGAAACAGUUUUCUAAAUCUUCCAGAGGUGCACACCAGGAUUUUGCUAAUAUAAUGACAAUGCUGAGAAGCUUAAUUCAAGAUGGCUAUACAGCCUUAUUGGAGCAGCGUUGCCGCAGUGCCGCACAUGCCUUUACAGAGUUGCUGAAUGGUUUAGAUCCUCAAAAAAUAAAGCAAUUGAACCUGGCCAUGAUUAACUAUGUCUUGGUUGUCUAUGGACUUGCCAUUUCUCUCCUUGGAAUAGGACAGCCUGAAGAACUAUCUGAAGCUGAAAACCAGUUUAAGAGGAUUAUUGAACACUACCACAAUGAGGGACUUGAUUGCUUGGCCUACUGUGGAAUUGGAAAAGUAUAUUUGAAAAAAAACAGAUUUCUAGAAGCUCUCAAUCACUUUGAGAAAGCAAGAACCUUGAUUUAUCGUCUUCCUGGAGUGUUAACUUGGCCCACAAGUAAUGUGAUUAUUGAAGAGUCUCAGCCAGAAAAAAUAAAGAUGCUGUUAGAGAAAUUUGUUGAAGAAUGCAAGUUCCCUCCAGUGCCAGAUGCCAUUUGUUGCUAUCAGAAGUGCUGUGGAUAUUCUAAGAUCCAGAUAUACAUAACUGAUCCAGACUUUAAGGGUUUUAUACGCAUCAGCUGUUGCCAGUACUGUAAAAUAGAAUUUCACAUGAAUUGCUGGAAGAAGUUAAAAACUACAACCUUUAAUGAUAAAAUUGACAAGGAUUUUCUACAAGGAAUAUGUCUUACCCCUGACUGUGAAGGUGUCAUUUCUAAGAUUAUCAUCUUCAGCAGUGGUGGUAAAGUUAAAUGUGAAUUUGAACACAAGGUCAUAAAAGAAAAGGUUCCUCCAAGACCUAUUCUGAAACAGAAAUGUUCUAGCCUAGAGAAACUAAGACUGAAAGAAGACAAAAAAUUGAAGAGAAAGAUCCAAAAAAAAGAAGCAAAAAAAUUAGCACAAGAAAGAAUGGAGGAGGACUUAAGAGAAAGUAAUCCACCCAAAAACGAAGAGCAGAAAGAAACUGUAGACAAUGUUCAGCAUUGUCAGUUCCUUGAUGACAGAAUUCUACAGUGUAUAAAGCAGUAUGCUGACAAGAUUAAAUCUGGCAUAUGGAAUACAGCCACGCUUCUCAAAGAAUUGCUUUCUUGGAAAGUUUUGAGCACAGAGGACUAUACAACCUGUUUUUCAAGCAGAAAUUUUCUAAAUGAAGCAGUGGACUAUGUUAUUCGUCACUUGAUUCAAGAAAAGAACAGAGUAAAGACAAGAAUAUUUCUGCAUGUUUUGAGUGAGCUUAAAGAAGUGGAGCCCAAAUUAGCCGCCUGGAUCCAAAAACUUAAUAGCUUUGGCUUAGAUGCCACAGGACCUUUCUUUUCUCGGUAUGAAGCAUCUCUUAAACAGCUUGAUUUUAGCAUCAUGACUUUCCUCUGGAAUGAGAAAUAUGGUCACAAACUAGACUCUAUAGAAGGAAAGCAACUUGAUUAUUUCUUUGAGCCAACAUCAUCGAAGGAAGCCCGCUGUUUAAUAUGGCUGCUAGAAGAACACAGAGACAAGUUCCCAGCAUUACAUAGUGCUUUAGAUGAAUUCUUUGAUAUAAUGGACAGCCGCUGUACUGUGUUAAGGAAACAAGACAGUGGCGAAGCACCAUUUAGUUCUACCAAGGUGAAAAACAAAGGCAAGAAAAAGAAACCAAAGGAUUCAAAGCCUAUGUUAGUUGGGUCUGGAACAACUUCAGUAACUCCAAAUAAUGAGAUCAUCACUUCAAGUGAAGACCAUAGCAAUCAAAAUUCAGAUACUGCAGGCCCAUUUGCAGUGCCUGACCAUCUUCGGCAAGACGUAGAAGAAUUUGAAGCUCUCUAUGACCAACACAGUAAUGAAUAUGUUGUCCGCAAUAAGAAGCUAUGGGACAUGAACCCAAAACAAAAAUGUUCAACUCUAUAUGAUUACUUCUCUCAGUUGUUGGAGGAACAUGGUCCCUUGGACAUGAGUCACAAGAUGUUCUCUGAAGAAUAUGAGUUUUUCCCAGAAGAAACUCGACCAAUACUAGAAAAAGCAGGAGGUUUAAAAUCUUUUCUCUUGGGAUGUCCCCGUUUUGUUGUGAUUGACAACUGUAUUGCAUUGAAGAAAGUUGCAUCACGGCUCAAGAAAAAAAGAAAGAAGAAAAACGUUAAAACAAAAGUAGAAGACAUUUCAAAAGCAGGAGAGUAUUUACAAGUUAAACUACCACUUAAUUCAGCUGCUAGGGAAUUUAAACCAGAUGUAAAGUCUAAACCAGUAUCAGGUUCAUCUUCAGCACCAGCUUCUGAAGAUGCGAAACCCAAACCUUUGUCUGCAAAUUCUCCCAAGCCAGCUUGUGAAGAUGUGAAGGCCAAACCAGUAUCCGAUAAUUCUUCUAGGCAAGUUUCUGAGGAUGGGAAACCCAAAGGGGUCUCUUCUAAUUCUCCCAAACUGGGCUCUGAGGAUGCAAAUUACAAGCGAGUCUCCUCUAAUUCUCCCAAACCGGUUCUUGAGGAUGUGAAACCAACUUAUUGGGCUCAAUCCCAUUUGGUCACAGGAUACUGUACGUAUCUUCCUUUCCAGAGAUUUGAUAACACCCGGACACCGCCAGCAUACAUAAAUGUGUUACCAGGUUUGCCCCAGUACACCAGCAUAUAUACACCCUUGGUCAGCCUUUCUCCUGAAUAUCAGCUACCAAGAUCAGUACCAGUGGUGCCGUCUUUUGUAGCCAAUGACAGAGCAGAUAAAAAUGCUACUGCCUAUUUUGAGGGUCAUCAUUUGAAUGCUGAGAAUGCUGCUGGUCACCAGAUUGCCUCCGAAACACAGAUCCUUGAGGAUUCUUCGUUAAUAUCUGUAAAGUCACAGUGCAGCACAGGUGAUGCUCAUACAGUCCUGAGUGAGUCUAACAGAAAAGAUGGGCACUGUGGAAAUUCUAACAACAAAUGUGAAGUAAUUCCAGAAAGCACCAGUGCAGUAACAAACAUUCCACAGGUGCAGAUGGUUGCCAUACAGGUAUCUUGGAACAUAACACACCAAGAAGUCAAUACUGAGCCAUAUAAUCCUUUUGAGAAACAACAAGGGGAAAUUUCACGGAUUGAAAAGGAGUACCAAGUAUUACAAGACCAACUUAAAGAAGCGUAUGAAAAUUAUGAGCAGAUAAAACUUAAGGGCUUAGAAGAGACCAGGGACCUGGAAGAAAAGUUGAAAAGGCACUUAGAAGAAAACAAGAUAUCAAAGACAGAAUUAGAUUGGUUGCUUCAAGAUUUGGAAAGAGAAAUUAAAAAAUGGCAACAGGAAAAAAAAGAAAUCCAAGAAACUCUAAAAUCACUGAAGAAGAAAAUUAAAAAGGUUUCAAAUGCCAAUGAAAUGUAUACCCAGAAAAAUGAUGGAAAGGAUAAGGAACAUGAAUUACAUCCGGAUCAGUCCCUUGAAAUCAGCAACACACUUACAAACGAGAAAAUGAAAAUAGAAGAGUGUAUAAAGAAAGGGAAAAAGGAUUAUGAAGAGAGUCAUCAGAGAGCUGUGGCUGCAGAGGUGUCCGUACUUGAAAACUGGAAGGAGAGUGAAGUGUAUAAGCUACAGAUCAUGCAGUCACAAGCAGAAGCCUAUCUGAAGAAGCUGGAGCUGAUUAGCCAUGAUCCUGCAGCAUAUCCUGACAUGGAGUCUGAUAUAUGUUCAUGGGAAUUGUUUCUUUCUAAUGUUACGAAAGAAACUGGGAAAGCAAAGUCUCAGUUUGAAGAACAAAUUAAGGCAAUUAAAAAUGGUUCUCGGCUCAGUGAACUUUCUAAAGUGCAGAUUUCCGAGCUUUCAUUUCCUGCCUGUAACACGGUUCACCCUGAGUUACUCCCUGAGUCUUCAGGCCAUGAUGACCAAGGGUUUAUGACUUCUGCAAGCGAUGUGACUGGAAACCACGCAGCACUUCACAGGGAUCCCAGUGCGUUCUCUGCUGGUGAUUCCCCAGGGGAGGCUCCUUCUGCACUGUUGCCAGGGCCACCCCCCUCUCAGCCUGAAGCCACUCAGCUGCCAGGGCCAAAAGGGGCUGGCCAGGCAGCUCUGUCAGAGCAAAGCCCUGCGGCUGAUCAGAAGCAGCCUGUUCCUCCAGGAUGUGCUGCAUGUUCAAGCCAGUCUCCAAAAAAGCCAUUCAAUAGUAUUAUUGAGCACCUGUCAGUGGUAUUCCCAUGUUACAACAGCACUGAGCUUGCUGGUUUUAUUAAAAAAGUGAGAAGCAAAAACAAGAACUCACUUUCAGGAUUGAGUAUUGAUGAAAUUGUCCAAAGAGUGACAGAACACAUUCUAGAUAAACAGAAAAAGAAAAAGCCAAACCCAGGGAAGGACAAGAGGACUUAUGAGCCCAGCUCUGCUGCCCACGUGACCAGGUCCUCCCAGGGCCCACCCUUGGCGGUUGUUGCACCAUCACCCAAAACCAAGGGGCAGAAAGCAGAAGAUGUCCCUGUGAGGGUUGCACCGGGUGCAAGUUCCUGUGAAAUAUGUCACGAGGUGUUCAAAUCAAAAAACGUGCGUGUGCUCAAAUGUGGGCACAAGUAUCACAAAGGGUGUUUUAAGCAGUGGCUUAAAGGGCAGAGUGCUUGCCCAGCCUGCCAGACUUGUGAUCUCCUGUCAGAAGAGUAGCCUGCACCUUCUGGAAGAGGCUGGCCCAGUGAGAAUCGGGAGCCGCCUUCCUGCUCCUCUAGGUAGUCACACUUCACUAAAGCGUCAUCCGCCAGCGUGUUGAAUCGGAAGAAUGACAAUUUCCUACCAUUGGUGUAAAAAACAAACAUCUGAAGACCCUUGUGCAUUGUGUGUCACAAAGCUAAAUCCAUGGAAAUCGUUAAUAUCAUUGAUAUUAAGUAAUUUCCCCACUCUGAGUGAAUACUUUGAUGAUGGCCAAGCAGUGGCUAACAAAAUGAUGGCUACCACACUCAUGGGUCGCUGGGGCUGUGCAGGGCUCUUUGAGGUGGGUAGUUUCUUUUGGAAAGUACUGUGAGCACCUCAAAGCAGUAUUCUAGUGAUAAGAAUUCUUAACAUAUUCGGCCGGGCGCGGUGGCUCACGCCUGUAAUCCCAGUACUUUGGGAGGCCGAGGCGGGCGGAUCACCUGAGGUCAGGAGUUCGAGACCAGCCUCAACAUGGAGAAACCCCGUCUCUACUAAAAACACAAAAUUAGCCAGGCGUGGUGGUGCAUGCCCGUAAUCCCAGCUACUUGGGAGGCUGAGGCAGGAGAAUUGCUUGAACCUCGGAGGCGGAGGUUGUGGUGAGCCGAGAUUGCGCCAUUGCACGCCAGCCUGGGCAACAAGAGCGAAACUCUGUCUCAAAAAAAAAAAGAAUUUUUAACAUAUUCAGGUGCCCCAUGUUUGUUCCCCUUUUGUGUUUGAAAACCUGUUCAGUAGCUCCGCAAGAGAGAUGAUACUGACUUCUAAAAUGUUUUACAAGAGUCUGUAUUCCUGAAAAUAUGCCUAUAUUUUUCCUCAAAGAUUCUGCAUUUUAAGAAUGGGCAUAAGCAAACUACAUUUUAAUAAUUUAUAGUUAAUGUUAAAAUAUUGGCUGAUUGAGACCAAAAGAUUCAAAUCUCCUCUUUGUGAAAUCCCAGCUGCAUUUCAUUUUUUAUUAUUUUAUGUCCCCCUCAAUAGAUUGUUUUAAGUGUUUACUUUUCAUCUUUUAUAGAUGUAAUCUGAUUUUCAAAAAUCGUUAACAGUUUUUAAUUAGUAUUGACUAAGACUUUUUCCCCCUGGAAUCGAGGCUGUGUGUCCAUCAUCCCAGCCCCCGGUUGGAGACUGCUCUUUGAACUCUGCUGCCCUCCUCAGCAGCUUCUGUCCUCUUCUGUGAGUCGGUCAGCAAGUUCUUGGGAUCCGCAUCCAGCCGUGCUGAGCACACAACAGGCUGUGUAUGGAAAUGGCCACCAUCAUUCUCCUUCUCGACCUCACCACAAAAAGAGAAGCUGUGUCUUUAGACAACCCUGAGCUGUCUGUGUUACAAUCGUUCUGUGUUUGACAUUUGUGUAAAGUAAUGCAUGCAAUCUUGUACUGUGGCCUAAGAACAAAACUGUAACUGCAUUUGAAACCAUGAAAAAAUUAGAUAUUGUUUUGUGACUUUUAGACAGUGAUAAAUGUAGAACCAUGAAUUCUGGACACAUUCCAUUUCUCUCCAACAUGAAGGAUCAAAAAAUGUUUUUCAAUGUGUUCUUUGUUCCACUGUAAACUUAGAGUCAUGAGAUUAUGAGCUGAUUUGGUCACCUUCCUCUGCCUUUGUUCACCAUGAGUUCUGAUGUCUUAGUGACUUAGUUCAUAGAAGCUUAUGUCUUAGUUUGAAACAGGUUCUCCACGGUGGUCCCCAAAACAUUGUCUGCAUAUCCAUAAGAAUUGAGCGCUAUGGGUGUUAACAUGCAGAAAGAUCAGUUUGCAGCAGCAAGUACAAAAGGAGAAGAGGAAUAUCUGUCGAAUGAGUGUGUUUUGUACAUAACUUCAGAUACUUGUGAACAUGCCUUAUAUUUGUCCAACAACUGUCAGAAUAAAGAACAUUCUAAAACGAGCAAAAAAAAAAAAAAAGAAAAGAAAAGAAAAAAGAAAGAGUUAAAAGCAAAAGGUGAUAAGUUACCAGAGGUGCCCUGUAAAGAACUUGGCUGAUGUGUGCAAAGGACCAGAAGGUUUACAAUGAUUACUUUAAUAAAAAUAUUGGGAACAUUUGAGGUUGGGAAAAUCAUGGAAACUGGUUCAGAUUGAGGAGACUUAGAGUCAGCCAGAAAAAUGAUGACCACAGAAAAGAAGAGACAUAAUGCAGGAAGGACUCUGCAAGGAUUAGCUGAAUAUAGAUAUCUGGAGGUGUGGGGAUAGCUGGAAGAAGGCCCUAUGUGGAUAACUGCAAGAGGGUUGGGGCUGUUAACAGAGAAUGAAAAGGGUAAAAGAGGAGGAAGAAAAAGAGAGGAAGAAGGUAAAAUAGAGAGAGAGAGAAAAAAGAUUAAGACAAAGACACAAAGAUAAUGAUGAAGAAGAAAUAAAGGAUAAGGAGAAAGGAGGAGGAGAUGGAGGUGAAUGAAGAAAGAAGAGAAAUGAAGGGCAGGAAAGUAGAAUCUUGUUCAUCACUGUGAUACUUGUUUGAAAAAUACCAGACACACAGCACAGUCUACUUUCACAGCAGCUAGAGCUAAUCAACAGCUGUAUAUGUGUGUGCACACACAUAUGCACACUUCCAUAGAAACGUGGUUGACACCCUGGAUGUUACUUCUGUAAUUGAAAAAAGACCCCUUCUCUCCAUCCCUUGCCCCUACUUCUGCUCCAGUUGUAGCCUCUUUCUAGAAAUCUUUCUAGGUUUCUGGCCUAUCCUCCUCCUGGUGGGCAGUACUGUUCCUUUUGCACACAAAGCAGAGCCAUCGUGGAAAGGCAGUUCUGGAGAGCCCCAUGAACAGGUGUGCAAACCAGGACCAGACAGAUCUGGAAAAAGCAGACAGCUAGAGGUUGGUGCAAGGGGUACAGGCAGGUAAACAGGGAUGAUCCACCAGACCAAAGGCAGGAGCUGCCUUCCCCUUUUUACUUCAGCAUAGCUCAAUAGCCUCACUCUUCAAAACCAGAAACAAAUUGUCCAUUUCAGUCCUUUCUUUUGGGAGGUAUGAUAAGAAAACAGCCAAGACCAUGGUAACAGGAGAUCCUCUUUCUCUCUAACUUGCAAAUAGGGAAGAGAUAGACAUGGUCCAUAUGAGGCAGGACAAUAUGUUUAAGUGAGAACUUAUGAGAAACAGUCCCACAUUGCCUUUAAAAUUCUGACAAAAAGUUGUCCCAUAGGCCUCUGUGUUCACAUGUGAUAGUCUACCUUUCUCUUGGGAGGCCCUUGGGGGCCUUCAGUUGUCUGUAAAUCAGAGUUUCAGAGAACAUCGGCUACCCUUAGAAAAGUCAGUGAGGUUUUGGUGCACUGAGUGUUCAUUCAUGAAGGACGGUUUGCUCUCACAAUCUGGACCUUAAUCUCCUGAUUCUGGUUCCUAGGAAGGCAUGGAGGAAACUCUCCUGCAGGCAUCCCCAGUGGGGUAUCUGCUCUAUCUAUUUCAAGAGUGAGGCCAAUGGAAGGUUUUCUCUCAUGCGGGGUGUAGAGUUGGAAGACCACACAGGGGCAGGUGUGAGAUCAUCUUGUAAGAAAACAAGCUUCUCCCUUGUCACCUGGAGAAACUUUUGCAAAUCAAUUUGCCAUCUAUUAAUUUGCCAUCACACUUCACAUAAAAAAGCAUCUUCUGUGGGUUAAUAGGGCAUCAGUGGGCAUCAUUAGAGAGAAGUUGGAUGUGUGAGUAGCACUCAUGAACCCAGGACUAUCUCUGUAUAGAACACAAGAAGUAAUUUGUUAGCAAAACCUUUUGCAGCAUCUUGUAACAGAGAGCAAUGAUAGUGCAAGAUGGAAAAUCCAGGAAAAGCAGUUUCACAUGGUUCAGAGACAAGCACAAAGAAAAUUAACACAGGAGUAGCAUUCAGCACAUUUAAAGAAAAAAAAUGAACUAUGUGGCUCUAAGGUAAUCAAACCUAUAUCAUCUGAGAAGCUACUUGCCCAUUAGCUACUUAGCAGCCUUCUUGGUUAUCAAAUCAACAGAUCAAAAAAAGAUGAACUUCCAGUUCCAAAAUGGCAGGAUAGAAGCAAGCUGGCUUCACUCACCCUCCCUCCCUGAGAAAACCUAAAUCAAAUGUACAGUGUUGAGAUUGUCACCAGCAAUAUCUGAGAACUCAAAUAUGAAGGUUAGGCAGUUCCAGGGGCACAGAGAAGUAAAAAAAAAAAAUCCAAGCAGACAGAGAUUUGGAUUUCUAUGUCUGCAACACAUCAACCACAAUCUGCCCUGCACCAAUGAUGCAGAAACAUUUCCCCAGACUUAUGUGUUCUACACUGGAAUACCUGAGAUUGAGGCAGACAACCAGCUUCUCCACCAUCUUGAGUUCUUGGCAGGAGAACCGUCCCUGCCUUAACCCACAGGAUGCAUCAUGAGUGCCCAUAAAAAGAAAUCUCCCUGAGGACAGCCAGGCACAAAGGGUGGAAGUGGGACAUUAUCACCCACAGCCCUGAGAACUCUGCUGUGUUACUCAGACAAAAAGGACACCAUUCAGAGUUGCUAUUCAGCAGCACUAUGCUGUAAGUGGUUCAUUCCACAGGCCCACUCGGCACAACCCCCAGCCAGCCUUCCCACACUAUCAGGUUAUCCCAUUUAGAACCUCCACCACUGGGGAUGAGCAGUGCUGGGAUCUGUUACUAAAGCUUAGGCAAACCUGGGCUUAAGGCAUCAUGUAAUGCCAAAAAGGAGGUAGUAACCCAGUGGUGGGGUGGGGGAGGGGCAGGUGUACAGAGAAAGAAAUUGAAAAACUAAAACCAAUCUCUAGCAAACAAAUGCAAUAAAAACCAAAACAAGCCAGACAGAGACGACUGGCAUAAAUAACUAAUCUAUCAAUGCAAAGAAAUAAAUGUACAUUCACAGGAAACAAAAGAAAACAGGGAACUGUGACCUCCACAGUCAAAGCAAGGAUCUGGUGACUGACCUUAAUGUGAGCUCUCCGACCAAAAAUUCAAAAUAGCAGUUUGAAGGAAACUCGAUAAUCUUCAAGAUAAUACAGAAAAGCAAUUCAGAAACUUAGGAGAAAAAUUUGACAAAGAAAUUGAAAUCAUUUUUUAAAAAUCAAAUAAAUUGUUGAACUACGGAAUGCAUUUGCUGACCUGAAAAAUUCAUCAGAGGUUCUUAACCGCAGAAUGGAUCAUGCAGAGAAAGAAAUCAGUGAGCUAAAACCACCUAUUUGAAAAUACAGUCUGAGGAAAAAAAGUAAUUAAAAAAUGAAGGUGUGCUGCUAUCAUGGGAAGGAACGGAAAAAGUGAGUAAAUACAGCACCUUUAACUGAAAUAUCCAGGUACAUGCAUUGGAACUAAUCAAGGAAAUAACUCAACUCACGAAGAACAGAGAAAUGUAAGGCAGGCCAAUUCCCCACCUGGGAGUGACACAGAGCCAGGAGAACCUCCCCUGCCUAGGGAAGCAGUGAGUGAGAGAGAAACCCUGGGAACCCACGCUUCUUUGCAACUUCUAGUUCAGGAGAUUCCCUAAUGAACCCACUCCGCCAGGGCCUUCAGUCAUAGCUAUGUGGAAUCUUGGCAGAGCAGCCACUCAGGCACAUGCAGAGCCCCAAGAACCUUAGAUACCCAUGCUUCCCAGCAAAAGCAACUUAACUCUGGCAUAGACCCCCAUACAUAUAUACCCUUAGAAAAGGGGUUGAAUACAGGGGGCUGAGCAGAGAUUUUCUGCAGGUCCUGUUUUCAUGGCACCUCACAGGAUAAAACCCAUUGGCUUGGAACCCCAGCCAGCCACCACCCUGAGCUCACAAAGGGCACUAUCAUGGCUGGGCCAAAAUGAUUGCUGAUGAUAAGCCAGACUCAAUGGUAUGCAGGACCUACCAUCACUGUUAGGUGGGACCAGGCACUGUAUCUCUGCAGGGCCAUCACCCGGAAUAUUUCAGUCCACUAUGUGCAUUUGUCUGAGCCAGACAGAUUUGUGCCGGUUUUACACCUCCCUGAGACACAUCUCCCAGGGGGAGGAGUGGGAAACCAUCUUUGCUGCUUCACAGCCUUAGUGAGUGCCUUAGGGCUCUAGGGAGUCUGAGUCAAAUAGGGACUAGAGCGAUCCUCUGGCACAGCCAAGAGGCUAAAAAGAGAAGCAGUCAGACUGCUUAUUCACGUAGGUCUCAAAUCCUGUUUCUCUUCACUGGGAAAAAUCCCUGAUUGGGGUCUCCAGUCACCCCUGCUGGUGUUAUGUGGCCAUCAGCGGUUUUAAACCUCCCUGGAAUGGAGCCCCCAGAAGGAGGAAUAGGCUGCCAUCUCUUCUGUUUGGCCACCUUAGCCAUUCUUGCCUUUGGGCUUUG